Lodderomyces parapsilosis is the source of this 1419-nucleotide messenger RNA. It is a transcript of the gene IPT1, whose product is annotated as inositolphosphotransferase. The transcript has a single exon. Gene Ontology annotation, cellular component: inositol phosphoceramide synthase complex. The record is from RefSeq and is a predicted model, not a curated record. Gene Ontology annotation, molecular function: inositol phosphoceramide synthase activity. Gene Ontology annotation, biological process: sphingolipid biosynthetic process; inositol phosphoceramide metabolic process. NCBI's taxonomy places the organism in Eukaryota, Fungi, Ascomycota, Pichiomycetes, Serinales, Debaryomycetaceae. Bases 1 to 1419 code for a protein of 472 amino acids.
AUGGAGAUCCUAUUACAGCUUUUAAAACCGUUUUUGUUCAUUUAUCAAUUCCUUGAACGGGUUUUUUGGUCUGGUCUUAAUGAGAAGACUAUAAUAGGUCUCAUUCUCAAUUUUUGGGCCAAUUUUGGUCCUGUAUUCAUCUGGUUACUUAUAUUUAAAAAUGCCGGAUUGAUACCACACUCGAUACGUCCUACAAUACAUGUGGCAUUACCGUAUCAUGUUGACACAUUUAUGUUUUCAUCUUGGCUUGGUGCACUCAUUUGCAUUCCAAGUUUUAUCGCCAUUGGCUGGUUAAUGUAUGUGGGGAUUUACAAACAAAAGGGGAAAGCCAGCAUUGCAUUGUCGCGGUAUCUACCUCUUAAGGGAGAAGUUGAUAAUGAAGAGAUUGCAUCAGAAGAAGGUGGUUCGUCAUUUGAUAUUGAAAUGGAGUCAUUGGAUGGUGGCGAAGGAGGAGAAAGAGGAGGUGUUGGUUGUGAGGAUUUGGAAACAGGCACAGUCACAUCAACUAUCAAACCGCCACCAGAGACAAAUUUCCAAAAUGAUAUGCAUAUCAACAACUUGACAUUUUUCAGACCACUUGAUACCAGUGUUGUAAAUAAUAUGGCAAUGACUGUUAAUGAAAAGAUUGUUGAAAAACAACAACAGUAUGGCAACAAUUGGAAGAUUCCACGGAAUUGCUGGUAUAUAUCGGCACCUGCAUUGCUUGCUACUUGCUGGUUUAUCCUCAAUAUUGAUUACUGGUUUAGAGAACCUAUACGUACUUGGAAAGAUUUACUUGCUUGGGCAUCAUAUGUAUUGGGUCACAUUACGGUGCCAAUUAUAACCGCUGUAUGGUUGUACGUGUUUCAUGCACCAGGCGUAUUAAAAUCGUAUGGAUGGGCACUUGGUUUCCAAAACAUAUGUGGUGUUUUAACUCAUUUGUUAUUUCCAUGUGCACCACCAUGGUUUAUCCACAUGUAUGGUGAAAAUGCUCCAGCUAAUUACGAUUUACCGGGAUAUGCGGCAGGUUUAACGCGAGUUGAUGUUGCAUUGGGUACCCAUUUAAAUAGUAAAGGUUUCCAUGCAUCACCAAUAGUGUUUGGUGCUGUACCCAGUCUACAUUCAGCUAUGGCAGUAAUGACUUUUCUAUUUGUAUCAUACUACGCCAGAUGGACGGUGGUUAAGCUAAUUUCAUUUGCAUUUGUUGUUUUACAAUGGUGGGCAACAAUUUAUUUGGACCAUCAUUGGCGAUUAGACUUGUUUGUGGGGAUGUGUUAUGCAUUAGUUUGGUUUUCCAUAAUGUAUAAAUGGCGGUUGGGAAAAGUUAACGAGGUGUUUUUACAGCUGAGAAUGCUGUACAAUUUUGCUAAGGGAAGUACAAUGGGAAUGAGGGUGUUUCGAAAUACUAAACUACAAUGGUUUUUUGAUCCCCUCAGUUGA